Molecule: messenger RNA, 558 nt
Organism: Notodromas monacha
Lineage: Eukaryota; Metazoa; Arthropoda; Ostracoda; Podocopida; Cyprididae
Source: the annotation of a GenBank genome assembly
AUGAGUGACUCAUCGCGCGCGGGCAGCGAGACAUCGGCUAUUACGGCCACUAUACCGCUGCUGUUGAUGAUGAUGACUUUUGAAGUCGCCGGGAUUGUCGGCAGAGCAGACACGCUGGCUUGUCUGUUUUUCCUCUCGAGUUUCCUGCUGUAUCACAAGUACUUGAUGAGUGGACUCGCUUGGCAACUGGGCCUGAGCCUGGCAGCCAGCGUGCUGUCCAUGCUGAGCAAGGAGCACGGGAUCACGGUGCUGGCAGUCAUGGCCCUGCACGACUGGCAUCAGCGCCGCUUUCAAGUGCAAGCAGUUCAGCAUUCAAUCAGCCGCACCAAUACCAAUGCCAACACCAAGAGCGUCAUCAGUAGCAACGUCGUCGUUGUUCCCAUCACCAAUGGUAUCGGUCGGGCUCGACAGCAGGGCUGUGAUGCUUCGGGUGACGGUGCCGCCGUGGAUGCAGGUUCCUCUUCUUUGUCGUCGUCGUCGUCGUCGUCGUGCACGCCAAACAGCACCAGCUUCUACGCCAGAAUGGCCCCCAUCGCACUGACGGUGAGUGAGCAAUAA